AUGCUCUCUCAACCUCGCAACCCUACCAGCAAGCUGGGCAAUCCAUUCGCCGCUUCGGGUAGCGGUGCUGCCAAUGCAUCAUCGAUGCCAAGCGCUGCAAGCGCACGUAUGGACUCUUCUUCAAAGGGCGCAGCUAGCAGCGGGGAGGCUUCAUCGACCCCAAGUCCCGUGCGAAAAGAUGCGGCGAAUGGCAUUCAUCCCAUACUUGGGGCAUCAAUGGUGCGUAGAGGCUCAAGACUGAUGGAAGUAUGGGAUGAUGCAAUAAAUCGUCACCACCACAAGUCGUGUCACAUGACGGCUUCAGUGCUGCGCUUGCUGCUCUUCGCCGAGAAGCCGCCGAUGCUCGGGACUCUUCUUGCCCGCAUCUGGGCUUGGCCCAUCAGUGGACUCUCGAACGUGUCAAGCGUUGAUUUGACACCUCGGCCCUGUAGUACGCGGUGCGAGACAACCCGUCGGACAUACCGAUGCCGCUUCUUCGGAAGGGCUCCGAGCUUGAGGACUUGAGGGGGCAUCCAUGCCAGGGAGGCAUGUCGAGAGUCCCCGACACUUGAUACUAGAGUGUCAAGGUACUUGGUGCAACGGCUACAGCAUGGCAGCGCGGACGUUAAUUGUGUGCUGGCUCGAAGCGUGCACCUCUUCCAAUCAUUCUAUCAUCGCAGGUCCGGAUGUUGCUAACCAGCCAAUCUGUACGUACAGGCAUCACACGUCGCCAAGAAGGAGCCCGGGACAAAGAAGCUAGCAGAUCCCGCCCUCACUCCCGCUCAUGCAGCCGCAGCGAUGCAUGCGGAUGAUGACAACGAUGACGCCAUGUCGACCAUUUCGAGGCACACGCUCAAGACCUUGCCGGGCAGGCGAGCCAAUGCUGGAGACAGCGGCAGCGCUUUCAGCUUACCAGGAACGCCACUGGGAGAAGGCGAAGACGAUAACGAGAGGCUCGCUGGCGAUGCUGAAUCGGCGGCCGCGGAUGCGCUCAAUAAUGCUGAGCUUGCUCGGCAAAGAAGAAAGACGCUGCUGGAAGCAGGCUACAAGCUUUUCCUCUUGUUCGUCGUGUGCGCUGGCAUACUCGCUGCCACGCUAUAUUUUGUGCUGCCAGAAAUCGACGAGUGAGUCUACCGGACGCCUUGUUGGGAGGCAGGCUCAUAGGGAGCGCCACAAGUACUGACACUUUCUUCUGCCCGCCCCUUGCAGCAAUGACAGAGAAUACUUGCGCAUACCACGAUCCUUUGAGCAGCUCAAAGAGCUCAAUAGCGUCCUGCAGCGGUACAAAGAUCGCAAUUUUGCACGGGUCAUGAUCUGUUGGGUCGUGCUUUACAUGUUUCUACAAGCAUUCAGCAUCCCCGGGUCCAUGUACAUGUCGAUCCUGGCGGGCGCUAUGUGGGGCGUCGCUCUGGCAUUGCCCAUCGUCUGCGCAAGCGUCGCCACUGGGGCUACGAUCUGCUACUUGAUAUCCGCCUUUAUGGGAGAAGCUGUACUGGGAGCGCUCCCAAAAUGGAAAGCUAGAGUAGAUGCGUGGAAGGACAAGAUCCAAGCGCAGGACAAUCUUCUCUCUUACCUCAUCGUCAUUCGCAUGAUGCCCUUGCCGCCGCACAACGUAGUCAACCUCUUGGCUCCUCACCUCGGCAUCCAAGUGCCCUUGUUUUGGCUGAGCACCUUUUUCGGCAUCUUUACCGUCAGCGUCAUUCACACCACCAUUGGCGAAAAGCUGGAUCAAAUGACCAGCUCGGCAGAUUUCAACCUCAUCAGCGUCAGGAAUGCGGUCCUCAUGUGCGUCGUCAUCGCAGCCGCUUUGACGCCAGUACUGGUCAAAAGGUACACUAGAGCUGGAGCUGCGCCUCUCGAAGAAGCGCCGGUGACACAAGGACAGGUCAGACUUGAAGGCGAAGAAGGCCUCAGAGUCCAUCCUGGUACCGCUAAUGGAUCCAACGGCAGAAAUCGGGGCUUACUGGGACGCACCGCCCUGGGUCGUUUCGACGCGGGACAAGAUUCCGAUGAAUUAGAUUCGGAUGGCGAGGACGACGAGCUGCCCAGGGUAAGCCUUCGCGAUGCUGUCCAGGGCCGUUCCUACCCGUCCAGACGCAACGCCAGAGCACCAGCGGUGUCCAACGAAGUUGCCUGGCGAACGACGGAGAGAGAUGUGGAUGAUGGCGCAUACGCGUCGGAAGAUGAGAAUCGUUUCUCCAGGAAUAGCAGCGGCGCUGCGUCACCCGCGCCAAGCUCAAUUGACGAGGGAGCCACCAUGUUCGAUGACCGAUUGGAAGAAGGCCGUCUAAAUGGGCAUGCGCACAAUCAGUCUCCGAACGCCUUCCCUAGACCUGCAGGCAAGGCUGCUAAGUUGCUCGGCUACCCUUCCAACCCUCAAAAUUCGGCCUCCGGAACAGCAGAAUAUGGAGCCACAUCGCAAGGUAUCGGUCAGCAAGCCAGAGAUCUUUGGGGGAAGGUGACCGGUGGCAAUGGCCGUUGA
This is a messenger RNA of Ceraceosorus bombacis, 2461 nucleotides long. NCBI's taxonomy places the organism in Eukaryota, Fungi, Basidiomycota, Exobasidiomycetes, Ceraceosorales, Ceraceosoraceae. The record is from the annotation of a GenBank genome assembly.